UCGGGAAGAUGGCGUGGCGAGGCUGGGCACCCAGAGGCUGGGGCUGCGGCCGGGCGUGGGCUCGGCCCGCGGGCGUCCGGAGCUGCGAGGAGCUCCCCGCCGCCCUGGCCCCGCCGCGGCUGCUCGGACGCAGGUUUAACUUAUUUAUUCAGCAAAAAUACGGAUUCAGAAAAGCACCGAGGAAGGUAGAGCCUCGAAGACCAGAUGCCAGCGGUGAAGCAUACAAGAGAAGUGCAUUGAUUCCGCCUAUAGAAGAAACAGUCUUUUACUCUUCUCCCUACUCUGUCAGGACUCUCGUGAAGCCCUUCUUCUUCACUGUCGGGUUUACAGGCUGUGCUUUUGGAUCAGCUGCUAUUUGGCAAUAUGAAUCACUGAAAUCCAGGGUCCAGAGUUAUUUUGAUGGUCUUAAAGCUGACUGGUUGGACAGCAUAAGACCACAAAAAGAAGGCGACAUCAGAAAGGAGAUUAACAAGUGGUGGAAUAACUUAAGUGAUGGCCAACGGACUGUGACAGGGAUCAUAGCUACAAAUGUGCUUGUAUUCUGCUUAUGGAGAGUGCCGUCACUACAGCGAACGAUGGUCAGAUAUUUUACAUCUAAUCCAGCGUCAAAAGUCCUUUGUUCUCCAAUGUUGCUGUCAACAUUCAGUCAUUUCUCCUUAUUUCACAUGACGGCAAAUAUGUAUGUUCUGUGGAGCUUCUCCUCCAGCAUAGUGAACAUUCUGGGUCAGGAGCAGUUCAUGGCCGUGUACCUCUCUGCAGGUGUUAUUUCCAAUUUUGUCAGUUAUGUGGGUAAAGUUGCCACAGGAAGAUAUGGACCUUCACUUGGUGCAUCAGGGGCAAUCAUGACUGUGCUUGCGGCGGUCUGCACGAAGAUCCCUGAAGGGAGGCUCGCUAUCAUCUUCCUCCCCAUGUUCACCUUCACGGCAGGGAACGCCCUCAAAGCCAUCAUUGCCAUGGACACUGCGGGAAUGAUCCUGGGAUGGAAGUUUUUUGACCACGCAGCACAUCUUGGGGGUGCUCUCUUUGGAAUAUGGUAUGUUACUUACGGUCAUGAACUUAUUUGGAAGAACAGGGAGCCUCUGGUGAAAAUCUGGCAUGAAAUGAGGACUAAUGACCCCAAGAAAGGAGGUGGCUCUAAGUAAACUGGGGCUGGCCAGUACUGGUGCAUCUGAUCUGUGCUGCGUGGAGCCACUGAAAUCCAUCAGCCCUAAAGGGCCCAUGGCAGUGUCCCUGCCUGCAAAACAUGUCUUCUUGGAGAGCAAGUUAUGACGGAGUUAUGAAAUAAAGGUUUAUAUCUAGUUUUUAAA
This is a messenger RNA of Jaculus jaculus (lesser Egyptian jerboa), 1307 nucleotides long. RefSeq names its product presenilin associated rhomboid like (gene Parl). The record is from RefSeq and is a predicted model, not a curated record. The transcript has 10 exons. NCBI's taxonomy places the organism in Eukaryota, Metazoa, Chordata, Mammalia, Rodentia, Dipodidae. Bases 9 to 1142 code for a protein of 377 amino acids. Gene Ontology annotation, cellular component: membrane. Gene Ontology annotation, molecular function: serine-type endopeptidase activity.